Molecule: messenger RNA, 3231 nt
Organism: Plasmodium berghei ANKA
Lineage: Eukaryota; Apicomplexa; Aconoidasida; Haemosporida; Plasmodiidae
Product: conserved Plasmodium protein, unknown function
Exons: 4
Coding region: 1-3231 (1076 amino acids)
Source: RefSeq, a predicted model, not a curated record
AUGUCUUCGAAGGAAAAGGAGCAAAAUUUAAAUAAAAAAAAAAAAAAUUCGGAAAUUGAAUUUUAUACUCCUAAAUCUAAUCUUUCUAUUGGUAGUGUAAAUAGAAAUGUUGCUAUUAAUAAUUUAUACAAAUAUGUUAACAAAGCCAAAAAAGUAAGUAAUAAUAAAAUAAAAAAAAGGUUUAAUGGCAGGAAUAAUUAUAUAACCAUUGAUCAAUCGAAUAUAAAAUUAUCUAAUAUAUUUGGCUUAAAAGAAAAAAAUAAAAAACCUGAAAUUAAUAAAGAUAAAUUUUUAAUCGAAUUUGAUAAAAGCGGUACCGUGUCUGAUAAAAAUUAUGUUCCUAUAAAUAAUAAUAUUAAGACCAAAGUACAUGCUAUAAAAAAAAGUGAUAAACAAUUAAAUAAUAAAAAGGGAAUUUUUUUUGAGCAUACAGAAAACAUUUUAAGAUAUUUUAAAAACGUCGACAGCACAAAAAGUGCAAAUAAUACCCAAGAAUCAAAUUAUGAACAAAAUAAACAUGAUAUUGAAAUUUCGAAAACAUGUAAAGAUCAAAAUAACGUAAUAAACAAUAAUACAGUAAAUAACAUAUAUAGUAAAGAUGACGAAAAAGCAAAAAUAGAAAAUAUAAAUAACAAAGAGACAAUAAGAGAUAUUAAUAAUAAUAAUCAAAUUUCAUAUUUAGACAAAGUAUGGGACAAUUCAAAAAUAACAAAUUGUGAGAAUUGUGAAAAUAGUAAUAUAUUAAACUUUGAAAAAGAUAAAAUAAAAAAUGAGCACCUACAAAAUGACAAGCACAAUGAUGUAUAUUAUGCAUAUUUGGAAACUAUGUAUAUAUAUUCUCGAAAAUACCUUUUAUAUAAUAAAAUGGAAUUUAUUAGUAAGAUAUUAUUCUGCAAGCAACCUAAUUUAAAAAAUUUUAUUUAUUUAAUCGAAUCGUUAUUCUUAAAAAAAAAAUAUGUUAAGCUAUUGAAUUUACUACGUAUACAUAAAAAAUUAUGGGUAUUCCCAUGCCCCAAAAAAGACACACAAAAAAGUUAUAAUAAAAAAAAAGUAGGUCAUAAUAAACAUAAUAACGAUAUUCACCAAAUAUUUAUGCAUUCGAAUAGCCCUAUUCAUAAAAUAUAUGAUUGCAUAAACACCAUAAAUAUAUCUGAUGAUAGCUAUAUUAAUGCAACGGAUGAAAAGCAAUUUUUAUGUAAAAAUUUCCAAAGGGUAAAAAAAAAAAAGUCAGAUUAUGAGCAUAAAAACAAAGAAAGUAAACAAAUAAAAUUGAUAAAAAAUAAAAAAUAUUUCCAAAAAAUUAAGUGUAUAAAUUACAUAGCUUAUAUAAAAAUAAAAUCUCUACUCAAAAUAAAAAACAAAAAUUGUUUAAAUAAGGGUGUAAGGUUUAUAAAUAAGCUCAAUAAAAAAAAAUUGAUAAAGAAUAAUUGCUAUUACUUAUUGCAGGUAAUUAUUGAUUUAUAUGAAUUAAAAGGUUUAUAUAAUCAUUCUUUAAAAUAUUCUAUUUUAUUAUUUUUAAAAUGCCCAAUAUAUCCUCAAAUGAUUCUUAAAUUAUUUGGAUUGUCUUUACUAUCUUUAAAGGAUGAAAUAUACUUAAUUUUACUAGCCAAAUGUAGCAAAAAAGUAAAAUGGCUAAAAUAUUUUCUCUUGUUUAUUUUAUACUCUGUUAAGUAUCAAUUUCACAAUAGUAAAGUUUUUUAUCACUUUCUAUUCCUUAUUGAAAGUGUAACAAAAGCAAAGCAUAAAAAUAAAUGUAAAAAUAGUUGCAGAAUGUCAGGAAAUGCCAUUAAUUAUGAUAAUAAAUUAAAUAAAAUUAAUAUAUCGAAUGCCAAUGGGUAUAGAAAUGGACAUCGAGUUAUUGAAAACCAUAGUUUUAUAAAUACAUAUAAUAAUAAUAUAAAAACAAUACUAGAAAAAGAUUGCAGCAACGAUACCGAAAGUAAUCAAAUAGAUAAUAGUUAUAUUUUAAGUAAUACGAUUCAGGAAUUAAGGCAAUGCAGAGAGUAUAUAGAACAAAACAAGUUUGAAAAAAAUAUGAGUGAUUUCGAGAAAAAGGAUUUUGAAGUAUCAAAUAUUUUUAAUGGAACUGAUAUGUUCCACACAAAAAAUUAUUCUAAUAUUUUAAUUUUUAAAAAAGUGAUCUUAUACAAUUCAAUAUAUAAUAAAAUAACACUCUAUGAUAUAUAUAUAUAUUUAACAAAAAAUAUAUUCUCUAAAUAUUUUCCAAGGGUCUUCUUAUAUUCAAAAAUAUAUAUUAUAAUAAAUAUAAAAAGAAGUUUUUAUGAACGUAAUUAUUCUAUGUGCUACAGCUUAUGUAAAUUAUUGUUAAUGGAUCAGAUAUAUGACUCAUGUGUAAUAACCUUUUUUGUCAAUUCAGCUUAUUUGCUAAAUAAAAUUAGCUGUAUUAAAAAAUUGGCUAAGGAAUUAAAAAAAAUAAAUAAAUAUAUUUACUUUUUAUUUUGCAAUGCGUCUUUACUAUUGUAUUUUAAUAAAAUAGAAAGAUCUAUACAAAUAUACAAAUAUAUUAUUGAUACUUAUUCAAAUAUUUUUUCGGAUUUAUAUUUUUAUUCCUUGUCUAAUUUAAUAUACUCCCUACAGUUAACUCAAAAAGCUCAUCAAAUUAUAGUUCAUUGUAAAAAUCUUAAUAAACUAUUUUUUAAUAAUAUUCAUUCAUAUAUAUUAUUGUCAUAUUAUUAUUUUGUGAAUAAUAUUCCCAAUAAAACUUUUAAUUCGCUAUUCAAGGCUUAUCGCAUAUACAACUACCACCCUGAUAUAUAUUACAUUCUAUCUAUGCUGUCUUUGAGUUACAAGAAGUUUAAAGAUUACGUUUCUUUUAGUGAACUAGCUCUUUUUUUUAGCCUUAGAAAGCAAGUAGUUCGGAAUUAUAUUUUCACAAAAAUUUAUGAUAAGCAAAAUAAAUAUAUACCUUCUUAUUUGUUGCAUUACAACUUUAAAAUAAUCAAUACGAACGAAAUUUCAAGCAAUACUUUUGCAUUUUUUGAUGAGUUUAUGUGUUACUUUUAUUUUGAAAACUUAAUUAAAGCAUACGUAAUUUUACAUUUCGUUCAUUCUAAAAGGUGCAAAUUGAAUUAUCUUAUAUUAGGUGAAAAUUUAUGCACUACCGGGUUAAAAUUUUUUUCGAAGGACAUAAAGUUAUUACACAUUUUGGGAUAUAUUUAUAAUAUUAAAAAGCGCACGAAGGUUCUCUUAUCCAUAGAUGAUGUCGCUUAA